This is a messenger RNA of Carcharodon carcharias (great white shark), 2295 nucleotides long. RefSeq names its product zinc finger protein 664-like. The record is from RefSeq and is a predicted model, not a curated record. Gene Ontology annotation, molecular function: recombination hotspot binding; histone H3K36 methyltransferase activity; histone H3K4 methyltransferase activity. The transcript has a single exon. Lineage: Eukaryota; Metazoa; Chordata; Chondrichthyes; Lamniformes; Lamnidae. The coding region runs from base 359 to 886 and encodes 175 amino acids. Gene Ontology annotation, cellular component: nucleus. Gene Ontology annotation, biological process: positive regulation of reciprocal meiotic recombination.
AGAAGAGGAGGAUUUUCAGACUGAAACCUCAAACCAAACAUUGUGUCAAGAUCUGAUAGAGUCAUCCAAUUCAUCAGGACCUGAAUAUCAUCGGCCGUUGAAUCUGGAAGGAGAAAUGUUUGUCUGUUCUGCCUGCUCCAAAAGGGUUUCAUCAUCAGUGUGACUUGGUAACAACUGAGACACACACACCCAAGUGACGGUGUUCCAGUGAAAUGAGUGUGGAAAGAGCUUUAACCAGUUACACAGCCUGAAAAUAUAUCACACUAUUCACAGCGGGGUGAGGCUGUGCACGUGUUCUGUGUGAGGACGAGGCUUCAACUGAUCAUCAAACCUGGAGAGUCGCAAGGACAACUGCUUCAUGGAGAAGCUGUGGAAAUGUGGGGACUGUGGGAAGGGUUUCCGGUUCCCGUCUGCGCUGGAAACUCAUCGACGCAUUCACGCUGGGGAGAGGCCGUUCACUUGCUCUAUGUGUGGGAAGGGAUUCACUGAUUCAUCCACCCUUCGGAAACACCAGCAUGUUCACACUGGGGAGAGGCCGUUCACCUGCUCUGAGUGUGGGAAGGGAUUCAGGGAUUCAUCCCACCUGUUGACACACCAGCGAGUUCACACCAAGGAGAGGCCAUUCACCUGCUCGGAGUGUGGCAGGGGAUUCAGUCAUACAUCCCACCUGCUGACACACCAGCGAGUUCACACGGGGGAGAGGCCAUUCACCUGCUCUGUGUGUGGGAAGGGAUUCAAUCAGUCUUGCAACCUGGUGAUGCACCAGCGGGUUCACACUGGGGAGAGGCCACUCACCUGCUCUUUGUGUGGAAAGCGAUUCAAUCACAUCCAACCUGCUGAGACACCAGCGAGCUCACAGUGGAGAGAGGCCGUUCAUCUGUUCUGAAUGUGGGAAGGGAUUCACUGAUUCAUCCAACCUGCUGAGACACCAGUGAGUUCACUCUGUGAGAGACCAUUCACCUGCUCUGAGUGUGGGAAGGGAUUCAGUCAGUUCUCGAGCCUGUGGAAACACCAGUGACCAAUGGAGAAGCCAAUCGCCUGCUCUGAGUGUGGGAACGGAUUCUCUCAGUCACCACACCUGCUGACACUCCAGCGAGUUCACAAGUGAUUACAGGGGUUGGAUUCUGCUGUUAUUGUUGCUGUUAAUCACAUCCAGGACUGAACCAUGUUCAUUCUGACAGUUGGUGAAGUGGGAGGGUCGGAGGGUUUCUUUCUGCUGGACUGGCCGAUCUCACGACUUUGCUUCCAGUGGCUGAUGCUCUUUGAGCCUUGGAGUGCCCGUUUCCAGUGAAAUAAUCCACAAAAGCUGAUGAAGCACAUUUAUUUUAUCCUGGUAGUAAAUAGUGUUUUUCCUACCACUACAGGUAGAUCUGAAAUAAAUGCAUUUGUCUCUGUUCCAUUGAGCCUCGAGGUUGGAGUGAGGAUUUAUGAGAAUGACAUGAGUCAUCAUUUAAAUGGUGCAUUCUCCAAGGCAAUGCAUCCACCAAUCAGAGUUCAUUUGCCAACCAAUCAGUACUGUCCUCUCAUGUGAAGUAUAAAUUAUUGUUCCCUUUCCAGUUGGUAUUCUUGCGAAUGUUCUGUUGAGUGCAAGAUGAAAAACUUCGAUGUCUCUUUUUUCCGCAAUUACUGUUUUAAUUAACAAACAGUAACAUAUGAUUGAAUAAGUAGUGAGCCAUAAUUGAGUUACAGUUAAUGAAUCAAGAAUGAAUCAGUAGUUAUGGUAAAAGACUGAGCUUUAUUUGCUGUAUAAAUGUAAAAGCUUAAUUGCUGUGUAUGUAAAGAAUGUGCAAUGAAGAUAAAUGUACUGACAAGAGAGACCUUCUCGCUCUGAUUGUCCUCAACAUUUGAUUCUGUAUGAAUAAGGGAUUGGAUAGAAUCAGAUAAAAGGAUAGUGAAACAGUUCUAUUGUAUUCCUGUCUAAGAUAAUGAGAGGAGGUGGUGUAAGUAAUUGAGGAUCCAAUUAAUUUAACUAGUAACCAAAUUGACUAAACGUCAUGUUGCAACAGGCCCAACUCUGGCGUGAGGUCAUGGUCACUUUGGGGAUAAAAGUAGAGGUUCUGAAGGUCUUCCUUGCUGGCCAAGUACUGAAGACUCCCGAGGCUGAGUUCCAAGGAAAUUACUGUCAGAGAAGGAGCCAGACUCCCGAGGGCGAAUUCCACAAGAAUUACUGUCAAAGAAGGGGCCAGAGAGGGUUACGCUUCUACAGACUGAUCACCCACAUGAAGUUGUAAAAGUCAAUGUCUUAAAGUUGUGAAGUAAACAUUUUUCUUUUAAUAAGUUUCUUUUUAAAUUUAC